This is a messenger RNA of Topomyia yanbarensis, 2135 nucleotides long. Its product is annotated as NEDD8 ultimate buster 1-like. Gene Ontology annotation, molecular function: protein binding. The coding region runs from base 131 to 2050 and encodes 639 amino acids. NCBI's taxonomy places the organism in Eukaryota, Metazoa, Arthropoda, Insecta, Diptera, Culicidae. Gene Ontology annotation, biological process: regulation of ubiquitin-dependent protein catabolic process. The transcript has 5 exons. The record is from RefSeq and is a predicted model, not a curated record.
GUUUUGUAAAUAUUGUCCAAGAAAAAACAGAAAAUAUUGUUCACUUUCUUGUUUUAUUGCUUUUUGUGAAAAACGAUUAAAGCAUUGCUUUAAACAAGUACGUAGUUAUAAGGUUCGUGCACUGAAAUUAAUGCAAUUUAUCGAACGAAACUCAAAAAUGAUAAACGAGUUAGAGAACGAAAAUUACGUGAUUCAAAUCCGUGCCAAACUAAACCAGCAAAAGGUAAAGCUUUGGGAACCUCCAUACUACAAUCCUACCACUGAUGAAUAUGACAAUGCAGAACUGGAGAGAUUGGCAAUUUCUUUUCACGAGCAGCUGAAAAUAUCGUUCAAGGACUGCCUGAGUUCUAUUCAAACUCUUCAAAUGAAUGCAUUGGAUAAACUGAGGUGCAAAGAUGAAUUUAUCAAGACGGGUGUCGCCACGAUAAGAUGCCGGGCACCUACACAAGCCGCUGAAAAUCGACAUUUUGUCGUAAAGAUUAAAACCUCUUGUCGUGGCCAAGAACUGGUUCAUAUAGUGGCCGAAAAGCUAGGGGUGGAUAUAUCGAGGAUAAAACUGGUUUGUGCUGGCAAGGUUUUGGUCAAUCACCGGCCAUUGUUCGAACAGAACGUGACGAAUGGUGUUGCUGUGAUGGUGUUGAUAAUGCUGCACAGUGUUGAAACAAUACAGCAUGAAAGUAACACAUUUGAUCGGGUGCACAAGAUUCGGGCCGAUGCGGAGUUGAUCAUAAACGAUAACGAGCGAUCUGAUUUUUUUAGUCUAGAGGAUCAGGAUGGAAAUGCUCUCCAUUUACCUUCACUUGAGAGAAAGGCACUGUUAAUGGCACUAACACUUUAUGAAAAGGGAAAAGUUGCUUUGAGGAAGGAGAACUACGAAGAAGCUUUGCUACUCUUUCUUGAGGCAGACAGCGACUUUCAUACCUGCAAUUCUCAAUUGCUAACUGUGGUUGACAAUUAUGCAUUGCUUAACAUGGAUAUUGUUUGGUGUUAUUUGUGUUUAAAGAACAUAAGUCAACUGCCGGACGCGGAACAGCGUUUGCGACUUUGUGAGGAAAAGUUUCGCGAAAGCUACGGAGUUAACAUGCACAGAGUUACAGCCCUAAAAGGCACUCAACAUUGUGGCGAGAAAGCGCUUCUGUUGAGACUUCAUCUACUGAAAGCGGUACUAUAUUUUCACCAAAACAGGCGCGAAGAUGCUAUUACUAUGUUCGAGGUGGUAGAAUCGGAACUUCAAUCGUUGAAAGUUGAUGAUGCUUGUCUAACAACUUUGUUGGAUUGUGGAUUCGAAAUAUCCGAAUCAAGAAUAGCACUUCGAGCUUCUGCGAACAAUGUGGAUGCAGCAAUUGAAUUCAUAAAUAAUCGUAGGCAGAUAGUUGAAGCUAAUGAGAAAAAAUCAAAACGAGAGAAAAACCUGUAUAAGAAGAUCGGUUAUCAAAAUGCAGACGAGAACCGUAUUGAUGUUGAUCAAGUUGACCAACUUGUAGAAAUGGGUUAUUCAGAAACGCUAGCCGCAAUUGCUUUAAAAAGGACACGGAACAAUAUGUUCAAUGCGUUAAAUGAGUUACAGUAUAAGCACGAUGACUUAAAACGUGAGUUGAUGAGCUCCAUUAAACCAUGUAAGGAAUUAAUUAACAAACUUGUCGAUUUGGGCUACCACGAGGAAGCUGCCCAAGCUGCUUUAAAACAAACGUACAAUAAUUUCGAGGAAGCAGUGGAAUUUCUAAUAACAGCCCGUCAGAACAACGAAUAUGAUUCUUUGCUUACUACUGCUAUAAAUGAAUUGGUUAGUUCGUCAACUAACAUUUUAGAAACAACCACAAGUACUAGCAUUGAAGAUCGUGGCUCCAAUGUGCCAAACAAUGAAUUGGCCGGCCCGUCCCACAAGAGGGCUAAAAACGAUACCAACAGUGCCAAAAAACAGAUGAUGGAUAUUUUGUACAAAAGUUUUUCCAAAGACAUGGAUACAACCAACGAUACCUAUUUAGACCUGCCGUUAAUUGAAGAGGCUAAAGUUUUAGCAGAGUACAAAAAGUUACUAAACAUGCAAUAGUACCCAUAAGGGUAUAUUCUUAAAAAUUUUAUUUUAUAAGGAUAAUGAUACCAACUUUGUAUGAACAAAGAAGUCUUGUAGUGUA